CAACGGUGGAGCACUAUUCCUUCCUAUGAUACCAAUUAUUGGGCACUAUUCCUCCCACACUGACACCAAUGAUGGGGCACUGUUCCUCCCGCUGACACCAACAAUGUGGGGCUCUAUUCCUCCCACUGACAACAGUGAUGGGGCACUAUUCCUCCCACUAACACCAACGAUGGGGCACUAUUUCUCCCACUGACACCAAUGAUGGGGCACUAUUCCUCCCACUGACACCAAUGAUGGGGCACUAUUCCUCCCACUGACAACAACGGUGGGGCACUAUUCCUUCCAGUGACACAAAUGAUUGGGCACUAUUCCUCCCACACUGACACUAAUGAUGGGGCACUAUUCCUCCCACUGACACCAACGAUGGUGC
Molecule: messenger RNA, 370 nt
Organism: Staurois parvus
Lineage: Eukaryota; Metazoa; Chordata; Amphibia; Anura; Ranidae
Source: the annotation of a GenBank genome assembly